This is a messenger RNA of Symbiodinium sp. CCMP2592, 1647 nucleotides long. The record is from the annotation of a GenBank genome assembly. NCBI's taxonomy places the organism in Eukaryota, Dinophyceae, Suessiales, Symbiodiniaceae.
AUGGCGUCGGCUACGGAGGCCCGGUGCCUGGGCCGGAAAGCGGAGUCCGAAAGCCUGGAGAGCCCUCUGCAAGCCGUGCAAGCCGCCGCGGUCAGUCAGGAGCCCGCCCAAGCCGCGUUGCCGAAGUACCGCCUCCACUCCUUCGAGGACUUCCGUCGCUACAUCAUCGACGCGGACAUCAAGCUGGUCCGCCCGGGGUAUCUCCGCGAUCUGCACAAGUUUGGCCUGCUCUGGCCACGAAGGCAGGAAGCCGAACGGCAUGCAGGGGCCCUCUACGCUCCCACGGCGACUGACCGGUUCACCGUUGUGACGAUCUCCCACGUCUGGGAGACCAUGGAACACCCGGAUCCUUGUGGCUUUCAGCUGGCGCAGAUCGUGCAGCAGAUGGACACAGACGCUGUGAGGGCACUGAAGACCGGCAUCAGCUGCAACAGACAUGAUGUUCACUUCUUCAUAGACUUUGUUUCCCUUUACCAAUACAAGCGCGAACAUCAAGGCCAAGAGGACUCGUUCCGCAAGUCCCUGAGCUCCAUGCAUUUAUUCUAUGCGAACUCAGAUGUCUGGCGGAUCGAGUGCUUAACCCCGAAAACAAUGUGGUGGUGGCGCCUUUUGAGAGGAAGCGCUGCCCAUGUCUAUUCUGAGGAGCAGAGCAGCACCGCUGAUGUCCGGCUGAGAGCACUCAAGCGGAACAAGACUGCCUACGCGAAUCGUGGCUGGUGUGCUGCAGAAGCUGAAUGGUCCAAGCCAGGUUCCAAAGACAUCUCCCAAACCGGCUACAUCGCCCUCCUGUUUGUGAAGCUUCGAUGCCGCCUCCUGUCGUUGUUCUUCUUCUUCACCGGUACUGGCAACGAGCUGCCACUGCAGCCAGAGGAGUUCCGUCAGCUCGUGCAGCGUCUCAGGUUCACACACCGAUCCGACUUGGACUCUCUGCUGGAUCUGCAAAGGCAGGUCUUCGAUGAAAAGCUCCUUGUCGAGUUUAUUGCGAUUCGACGCGCCUACCCAAGCCAAGUCCACCGGCUUCUGGAGAUGCUCCCGCUGUACAGCCGCUUGCAAAGGUUCAUUUUGACUCACACACACCUGAAGCCGGCCACCGCCUUGGAGUUGCUGCGGAUGCUCACGGCCAAAGUCACGCUGAGCAGCCUCAGUCUGGAGUUGCCGCACACCAACCUGGGCCUGGCAUCCGUGGUGCUGCUGGCAGAGGUCCUGGUGGACAAUGCGACGCUUCGAACGCUGAACGUAGGUGGAAGCCGCGCGGGAGACACCGGGGCAGCAGCCCUGGCAGAGGCCUUGUUGAGGAACCGGACCUUACAUGAACUCGGCCUGCAGUUUGCAGGCGUGGGCACGGACGGGGCCCUGGCGCUGGCCCGCGGCCUGGAGGCCAACGACACGCUGCGCAAGCUCGACUUGACGAUCAAUCCCAUCGGGCCUCGAGGCCUGAGAGCCCUGAAAGCAGCGCAGGAACGGCGCGGAAGGCUCACUAUCAAUCACGAGAAUUUCGGUCGGGACAGCAGCGUUCUCACGGUCGUUUUCACCAUCCUCAGAAUGUUCCUCUAUGCGGUUCUUCUUUCAAUACGGCUUCGGGCUUGGCUGCGGUGGCAGUGCCGAUGCUGCCAGGCCGGGAGUUUCAGGAUCUUCACCAGAGUUUAG